Molecule: messenger RNA, 729 nt
Organism: Symbiodinium pilosum
Lineage: Eukaryota; Dinophyceae; Suessiales; Symbiodiniaceae
Source: the annotation of a GenBank genome assembly
AUGGGUAACGCCACCUACUGCAAUUCUUCUUUACAAAUUCUGCCAGAUGUUUCCGAGCAAAUUCAGGAAGAACAGGGGCGCCAGAACGAGCUCUUCACCAAGGAUGCGCCAGCUCCUACAAACUCUUCUGAUGCCUUUGAUGUUUCCAGACAGAUUGGUGUCCAGCAAAGUUUCGGCAUAUUUGAUCCGCUGCGCUUCACCACAGGGGAGGUGUGGAAACCGCUUCGAAGAAUUGUGCCACGCAUUGGCUUCUCUCAGGAUCGUGGGAGAGUUGGACUUGGAUUUGGCGUCAACACCGAGUUUGAGCCAAGUAGCCUGGAGAUUAGUGAAGAUGAGCGAUGGUUUCGUCGCCUUCGAGAGGCAGAGCUCAAGCAUGGUAGGAUUGCAAUGCUAGCAGCCUCUGGCUUUUUUGCCGCUCACGUCGUUCGAGUUCCUGGCUUCGAAGAUGCGGCGGAAGGUAUUUCAGCCGGCUUAGCCAAUGAAUCAUGGCAGCGCAUCUCGCUUCUCAUCUUCAUCUUCUGCGGGCAGUUUGAGAGGAAUCAGUUCAGGCAAGAGGCCGGCAGGGAAAUCGGGGACUUUGGCGAUCCCUUGAAGCUGGGCCAGUACACUCCUGAAGUGCGCCUGGGUGAACUGGUGAACGGGCGUUUGGCCAUGCUUUCAUGUGCCAUCAUCGCCGGCCUGGAGUUCUCCAAUGGAGUCCCUGCUACGCAGGUAUGGUUCCCCUUGUAG